This is a messenger RNA of Aethalodelphis obliquidens (Pacific white-sided dolphin), 3632 nucleotides long. RefSeq names its product Rho GTPase activating protein 25 (gene ARHGAP25). Gene Ontology annotation, molecular function: GTPase activator activity. The coding region runs from base 252 to 1958 and encodes 568 amino acids. Gene Ontology annotation, cellular component: phagocytic cup. The record is from RefSeq and is a predicted model, not a curated record. The transcript has 9 exons. Lineage: Eukaryota; Metazoa; Chordata; Mammalia; Artiodactyla; Delphinidae. Gene Ontology annotation, biological process: actin filament organization; negative regulation of small GTPase mediated signal transduction; signal transduction.
GGGCACUAUUGUAGGAACUGGGGAUCCAACAAUGAACAAAACAGCCUGUAUGCAGCUUACAGUCAAUGGGGGGAAGACUGAAAACAAACCAAAUAAAUGAGAACAUUGUACGGUUUUAUUAUGGGAUAAGUAUUAUGGGAAGAAAGCAAAGAAAGAGAAAGUACUGGAUGAGGUGGGGAUGGCAACUGUUGAUUUGUCAUUUGAAAUAGAGCGGGAAGAAUAGACAUCAUUGAGGUAACCUUUGAGCCAAGAUGGAAGGAAGUGAAGACGUGAGCCAAGUGCACAUCUGGAGGAAGAACAUUCCAGGAAGGGGAGCAGCCAGUGCAAAGUCUCUGAGCCUAUUUCUUGUGUCCAGGAAACAUCAAGGAGGCCAAGCCUCAUGUGACCAGAGUCGCACGGGACAGGACUCCUAUGUCCUCAUGGCCAGCUCCCAGGCGGAAAUGGAGGAGUGGGUUAAAUUCCUUAGAAGAGUCGCUGGCACACCCUCUGGAGCGGUGUUCGGCCAGCGCUUGGAUGAGACCGUGGCCUAUGAGCAGAAAUUCGGCCCCCACCUGGUGCCCAUCCUGGUGGAGAAGUGUGCCGAGUUCAUCCUGGAGCACGGCCUGAACGAAGAGGGCAUCUUCCGACUGCCUGGGCAGGACAACCUGGUGAAGCAGCUGAGAGAUGCUUUCGACGCAGGGGAGCGGCCCUCCUUUGACAGAGAUACAGAUGUGCACACGGUAGCCUCCCUGAUGAAGCUCUACCUCCGAGACCUCCCAGAGCCAGUAGUCCCCUGGAGCCAGUAUGAGGGUUUCCUGCUCUGUGGUCAGCUCAUGAAUGCAGAUGAGGGAAAGGCUCAGCAGGAGUUGAUGAAGCAGCUCUCCAUCCUUCCUCGAGACAACUAUAGCCUCCUGAGCUACAUCUGCAGGUUUCUCCAUGAAAUCCAGCUGAACUGUGGAGUUAACAAGAUGAGUGUGGACAAUCUGGCUACUGUGAUUGGUGUGAAUCUCAUCAGGUCGAAGGUCGAAGACCCUGCUGUGAUCAUGAGAGGAACUCCUCAAAUCCAAAGAGUGAUGACCAUGAUGAUCAGAGACCAUGAAAUCCUCUUUCCCAAAUCCAAGGAUGCACCCUUGUCACCCCCUGCCCCCAAAAAUGACCCCAAGAAACCUCCAGUGGCGCGAAGCUCUGUGGGCUGGGAUGCCACUGAGGACCCUCCAAUUUCUAGGACAGAUAGCGUCGGUAACAUGGCCAGCGACUCAGAUGCAACCAGCCCCACUGGACAACGGCCAAGUGAUGGGUGUCUAGAAGACAAAGCAUCCAGGGAAAAGCCAGGAGAUUGGAAGCUGCAGUCACGAAAAAGGACUCAGACGCUCCCUAACCGGAAAUGCUUCUUGACAUCAGCUUUGCAAGGUGCCAACAGCUGCAAAGUAGAGAUCUUUAAAAAUGAGUUCUGGUCUUCUUCGGAGGGGAAGGCAGGGGACGGGCACAGGAGAACGAUGUCUCAAGGUGUGCCACAGUUUCUCGACUCCCAGCGGACUUCCACCUACGAUAACGUCCCCACGCAGCCGGGGUCCCCUGCGGAUGAAGCCGGUACACUAUCAUCCCAGGCCUGUGACUCCAAGAGUGAUGCUCUUGCCAGCCUAAACUCUGAAACCGGGCCUGGGAAAAAUAACUCUGGAGAAGAGGAACUUGAAUCUUUGCAGAGGAUGGUCCAGAAGCUGCGAAAGGAAAUAGAAACACAGAAGCAAAUGUAUGAGGAACAGAUUGAAAACCUUGAAAAGGAAAAUUACGAUGUGUGGGCUAAGGUGGUGAGGCUCAGUGAAGAACUGGAGAAGGAGAAGAAGAAGUCUGCAGCCUUGGAAAUCAGCCUCCGCAACAUGGAGCGCUCCCGGGAGGAUGUGGAGAGGAGGAACAAGGUCUUGGAAGAGGACGUCAAGGAAUUUGUCAAAUCGAUGAAGGAGCCCAAGACCGAUGCUUGAGCGUCCCAGGAGCACCACAGAGACAGCCUGCAGAGACCUAGCAAUGCUCCCUUUCUCGCUGCUAGCUGAUGACCAGGAAGCGAUAUUCCUCCCUAAGAACGAGAGGACAUUUUGGGGGGGAAACAUCACAUUUCCCAGUAGAUAAAUCAGUGGAGUUUGCAGGAGGAUAAGCAUGAGCAGGGACUUGUGUGGACAUCUCCGAGCCCCGGGGCUGUAUUCAAAGGGAUUGCAUUAUCCCACUGUGGUCUCAGGCUGAGUGAAGUGGCACCUCCCAUGGCUGAAUAGCUGUGUCCAAUGGAGACUCUGCUGCAGGCCACAUCCCAGGACCCAGGCAACGGGCUGACCCCAACAGAGGCUGCACUGAGGAGUUGGUUCUUUGUUUCCUGUGUGGGACAUUUCACCUAGUCAGAUGGCCUCCGGGUGUCUCUGAGACACAGGGGCCAAACAUGAUAUUCAGCUUUUGAUUUCUCAGCCGUGGUGGGCUGUGUUUUGAAGGGCUGCACCUACUGAAGCCGGGACCCCAUUCUGCCACCCGUCCCCCCGCCAUGACGCACAUUCUCCAGGGCUGCAAACUCAAAAUUAGUAUUAGGCAAAGACAAAACAAGCAGUAAACUGGAUUCAGGAAAGCAAUUAGAAAAUUAGAUUCAAAUUUAAAAAAAGCAGAGCUCUUGGCAAUCCAUACAACACCAUUAUGAGAGUAAAAGUCUCCCCUGCCUGGGGAAAGAUGUGCCGCUCUCUGGGCACAUGGCUUGAUGAGCAGGUCACGGGCUGCAUUCCAAUCCCACUUGCCUUUCAGGGGCCACGACUGCAUAGGGCAGGCCCACUAUGAUACAGCUUCCUUAGAUGCUAGUUGGGUGUUUAGAUAGUAACAGUCAUCCUUCUGCAUUAAGCCACCCUGGCCAAGGCCCCUGGUGAGGCCCCAGGCCUUGAUACGUAGGAUGGUGGAGUCUUUCGUGGUUUUUGUCAUUGUUCUAGUUAGGUGGUCUCCAGGCUCUUUUGACCAUGUACCCCAUCAAUAGAAAAUAUUUGAGCAUACAUUCCUCAAUAUAGGUAUAUUUAUUUAUUUAUAAAUUAUACACACGUACUACUGUAUUGCUAUAUCAUAAAACAUAGACAGGACAAAAAUUGAAUCAUGAUGAGAUAAAAACAAAUAUAAGUAGAUAUUCUCAAAUGUGCUUUUAGCUCUGGAAACUCCUGGCCCAAUUUCCCAGCAGGUAUUACCUGUACUAAGGUUACAUAGUUCAUCCCAUUACUCCCAUAAUUUUCUUGAACUCUUGAAACCACGUGGCUGAAUUAGUGGUUUGGAAUCUCUGGUUACCACAGUGAGAGUUUAGUCUUCUGCAGCACCUGUGUCUCCUCCUUUAUUCCUUUCUCUCCCUUCGUUUUCUGCCUUUUUCUCCUCCUCUCUGUGCUUUCUUCACUCUAGUUAUUCCCCACUGCCUGUGGCCGUGACAUAUUACUCACAGAGUGAAAGGGAUGGACAGGGGGUCGGUGUUUCUCAGUCCUGCUACCCAGACCCUGCUCCGCCCACCUCCAGCCCCCCAAGGACCAGACUGACAGAGGGCAAGGAUGAGCCCUAGAGCUCCUCGUAGAGACUUGCUUACAGCAGACUGGGGGCGGGGAGACUGAUUUGGAACAUCGUUAAGUAAAGCAAUAAAAUAUUUGAUUUCCUGA